UGGAAGAAGCAAAAUCAUAGGAAAAAAAGGCCUUCGGAGCCACCGUUAGUAAUCUCGUAUGGCCAUCUGUGAAGUAUGUCGAUCGAGACGCGUUCAAGUUCGGCCCUUUUUAAAAGGGCUGAACAACUUAAACGCUGGGACGACUCAGAAACAAAUCGCGAACCCAGUUCCCCCGUCAAUAAGUCAAAGAAAAUAAAAUUUUCCCUCGGGUGUGUGUUCCUCGCGGCUUGUGCAGCAGGCGACAAGGAUGAAGUGCUUCGGUUACUCAAACUCGGCGCUGACAUUGACACCGCAAAUGUCGACGGACUGUCCGCUUUGCACCAGGCGUGCAUCGAUGACAAUUUGGAGAUGGUGGAGUUCCUGGUCGAAAACGGGGCCGACAUCAACCGAGGCGACAACGAGGGCUGGACCCCCCUCCACGCCACCGCCUCCUGUGGCUUUAUCAGUAUAGCAAAGUACUUGAUUGAACAUGGUGCAAAUGUAGCAGCUGUAAAUAAUGAUGGGGAUUUACCAUCUGACAUUGCUGAGUCUAGCGAACUGGAAGAACUUCUUGAACAGCACAUUGAAGAUCAAGGCAUUGAUAGAGAUGACGCUCGAGCAGAAGAAAGGCAUUUAAUGUUGGCAGAUGCCGAAAAAUGGCUCAAAAGUGGCAAAAUUAUGGACGAACCGCAUCCUAAGACUGGAGCCACUGCCUUACAUGUUGCUGCUGCCAAAGGAUACUUAGACGUCAUGGUAGUACUAUUAAGAGGGGGUGCUGAUGUGAAUGCUCAAGACUUUGAUGGCUGGACACCACUGCAUGCAGCAGCCCAUUGGUGUCAACAUGAUGCUUGUGAACUUUUAGUGAAAUAUUUCUGUGAUAUUGACCUUAAAAAUUAUGUUGGGCAAACUGCCUUAGAUGUAGCUGACUCUGAAACUGUUAAAUUAUUAGAAGAAUUAAGAAAGAAGCAAUUGUUGAUGCAGCGUGAUAAACAAGACAUCAACAAAUUUAUCAAUAGGCGUUCUGCCACAUCACCAAAAAGAAGGUCUUCAAUCAGCAGGCUUUCCGUUGCCGACAAGACGUCCCUUCUCAAGGACAAGGAUCUGAGUGCGGAGCGACAGACUCUUGACCAGCGUAUAUCAGCCGUUGAAGAGGAGCAACCCGCUGAUAAAGUACCCAAAGUUGAGCUGGAGAUAGAGCCAGAAGAUAGCAGCACCGCUAGUGAAGAUAGUAGAAUUGAAAAUAAAAAUAAAAUUAAUAAAGAACGAAAAUCUAGAAAAUCAUCCUCCCCUGAGCUCAAUAAACCAGUUCCUAAUAAUCCGGCACCAACCUCACCACCCUCCAUUGAGAACGAUGACUCAAAUAUUCCCUCAUGGAGGAGACCUGGAUCUUUCAAAAACAGAGUUAGCGACAGAAAUCUUAAUCUUAAAGUGGGAGAGUCAGAACUGCCUCAGCUUAUAACAGACUCAUGGCAGAAGCGAAACGCUCUAGAAGGGACGCAAGAGGUCUCACUGCGGAGAACUCAGAGUUUCGAGAACGAUGAAAAUUUCCGAAGGCGGUAUUUCGAGCUCCGAGCAAAAAUCAACGCUGGCAACUCAUGUCCGACGCUCCACGGUCAAACGCUUAACUCUUCACUUACAGCUAGGUCUUCAUCCCUUAAGGAAAAACAUUCUCUAAGACGAGGCACAGAUCGGGAAGAUCGCAUACCAAGUAGUCAGCCCUCAAGCGUUACCACAACAAGUCUGCCUACUACGCCAUCGUCUGUUGUAAACACGAGUCCAUCCCAUGCUACGCAGCCAAUCAUGCCCCGCAAUGUAAUUAAGACGAUUACGAGUAGCACUUCUCCGACUACUCCUACUCCCACGUACACGGCUCCAAGCACCCCAACCACACCAGGUGGAACCAAGUUGAGUCCUGGAAAUAUCUUCAAAAAUUUCUUCAAGUCCUUUGUUCCUCCGGUUCGUGAUGAAGAGUCUGAGACUCAAAGGAAGGCGCAUGCAAAGAGGGUGAGGGAAACAAGGCGGUCAACGCAAGGUGUUACCCUAGAAGAAAUCAAAUCAGCUGAGCAGAGGCUGAAAAAACGGCAACAGCAACAGUUGCAUCAGGCAACGCAACAACUUAAUAAUAAUAGUGAUCAGUCGCCUUUGCAAGUGGGAAAUGAUGCAGACUCAGCAGCCAGUACUGUUUGUGCGACGGCAACCAUAACCGGAGCCUCGCCCACGGUUGCCAGCUCCACGGACCGCAGACCUUCAUGGAGACUCAGAGUUGAUAAUGGUUCAAAGUUUAUGUUAGAAGACGCACGGUCAGACCAAGCAACAAAUCAAAGACCCUCUAGUAAUCCAGCAGAAACAACUGCAGAGACUACUGUCACACUGCCUCUCCGAAGACCUAACAAACCUCUAGAAGAUAAAGAACAAGAUAAGGAAAAUGACUGCAGAAAUGCCCAAGCUACGCAAGCCGUUAUUCAGAGACGGAGAAGGCCCAAGCGAAGAUCAACGGGUGUUGUGCAACUAGAUAUGGAUGAAAUUGACCCUGACCGGCAGGAUCGGCAUGCAGGUUGUGUUGGAGGGGACUCAGAUAACUACGCCAAUGAUGAGAGUGGAAGUGAAAGACUAUCUCAAUAUAGCACGACAUCUGGUGGUGGAGACUCCUUAGCGCAGAGUAGAUCAACAGCACCUUCAAAAAUCACUAAUGAAAAUGGUGAACUAGAUUAUAAAAAGUUGUAUGAAGAAUCGCAAGCUGAAAAUGCGUUAAUAAGAGAAAAACUUAGGAAAACCGAAGAAGAACUCAAUCAAAUCAAAUCUCAACCAGACAAAAGUACGUCUGGAAGGAAUACAAUGACUGAACUAGAAAAACGAGAAAGGAGAACGAUGGAACGAAAACUUUCAGAAAUGGAAGAAGAACUUAAGCAAUUUCAAAAACUUAAAGCUGAGAAUGAGAGACUGCGAGCAGAAAACCGAACAUUGACUCGGGUUGUGACUAAACUGACAGCCUCUGCAAAUGCUCUAAAAUAGCAAAUGGAGCUCCUGAAGACCGAGAAUCAAAGAUUAAAGGACGAAAAUGGAGCACUAAUCAGAGUGAUAAGCAAACUGUCGAAGUGAUUCUUGUAAAGGAUCAAUUUGUGGACAAUAUUAAUGCAACUGAAACUCCAGUAUUUUUUACAGUCAUUUAUAAUAGGUUACUGUUAAUUAUUUAUUUUUUAUUUUUCAUCAUAAUUUUUAUUAUCAUCAUUAUUUUUUAAUUAUACUUUUUAAUCACCUGUAAUUGUAAAAUAGUUUCUAUUUUUAUCCUUUUUGUUGCUGUAAAUGUAGGAAAUGCCGUGAUUUUUCCUCUCUUCAGGCGGUAGAAGUUAGAUUGGAGCUUUACGAAUUCAGUCCCUUGUGUUUGUGAAUUUUCUUUUAGUACUCUCUUGUUUUAAAAUAGGGUCAAAACGCUGCAAACUUCUAAUUGCCAGCACAGUUGCCCUUAAUGUCAGUUAAUAUCUCAUGUAAUCGGACUAUGAACAAAUCUGUACA
This is a messenger RNA of Bemisia tabaci, 3492 nucleotides long. Lineage: Eukaryota; Metazoa; Arthropoda; Insecta; Hemiptera; Aleyrodidae. The record is from RefSeq and is a predicted model, not a curated record.